Molecule: messenger RNA, 1050 nt
Organism: Kwoniella shivajii
Lineage: Eukaryota; Fungi; Basidiomycota; Tremellomycetes; Tremellales; Cryptococcaceae
Exons: 5
Coding region: 1-1050 (349 amino acids)
Cellular component (GO): catalytic step 2 spliceosome; post-mRNA release spliceosomal complex; Prp19 complex
Source: RefSeq, a predicted model, not a curated record
AUGGCACCUCGUAAAUCUAGAGAAACGAAAUCAACUGCACCAUCACCUUCACCAGCUCCAUCCGCAGGUAGAUCAAGAGCGACUAGAUCAAAAUCAAGUAAAGCUCCUUCUGAAGCUUCUUUACAGGAAGCAGAGAUCACUGAAGAAUCUGAAAAUAGUACUGAGACCGAAGCCGAGACAGAAGCUGAAGCAGGAGAUGAUGUUAAUGGAAAUGGAGUGGAUGGAGCGGAAGAACCUGAUGAUUCUACUGAGGAUGUGAUUGACAAUGCAGAUGUUGACGGAGAAGGUCAAGCGGACAAUAAGAAAUUGACUAUGCAGGAAAGAAUGGCAAAGUUGAAAGAUCUAAGAAUGAGAAUGAAUCAAACAACCGCACAAAACCGUAAAGAUUUAAUAGCAGAUCAUCAAAAAUCAAAGGUGACAGCUAAAGAAUUAGUUCGAUUGGAAAAACAAAAGAAAUUAGCUCAAACAUUAAGGUUAAAAGCCGAAGCUGAAGAGAAUGGUGAAGAUUUAGAAAGAAAGAAAAAUUGGGAAUACUCCAUUGAAGAUAAUGAACGAUGGGAAAAGAAGUUGGAAGAGCAAAAAGUAAAGCAGGAUACUCAUUUCCAUAACGCCGAGGACGACGCACAUAAACGAUAUAACCGUAAUAUUCGAUCUACCAAAGUAGAUUUAGCGACUUAUGAACGACAAAAAGAAGCUGCAUUAGGUUUGGCACCUGGAACAUUAGUCUCUGCCGGUGGAUCAUCCAACGCAUUAGCUGGAUCAUCGAGAGGAGGUGGAGCUCUGACUGCUUCCGAAGAUCUAUAUAGAGGCGCAGAUACCCUAGCUUAUGGUGAUCACAAACCAUCUGAAGAUGCUCUAGAUAGAGUUGCCGAUAAGAUCAAUAAAGAUAUCGGCAAAUACGGUAAAAGAAAGAAUAAGAAAGACGAUGAGGAUGAUGAAGUCACUUAUAUCAAUGAAAGGAAUAAAGUGUUCAACAAGAAAGUCGCUAGGUACUUUGACAAAUAUACCAAAGAGAUCCGUGCAAACUUCGAGCGAGGAACUGCUUUAUAG